AUGAACCUGCGACUGCCGCAGCGGCAUUCGUGUCGGGAAGCGGGAAUCACGGCGACUGGAGCCAUUGGGACUUCAGGGGGCGGUCCGAGGAGCUGUGAGAGGCUUCGAAUUGUGAUUAUAGGCGACGUGCACGGCAUGUGGCAUCCGUGGAGGGACCUGGCUUCUUUGAAGCUCCUCAAGCCAGACAUCAUUCUCUUUGUCGGGGACUUUGGAGAGGAGCAGGUGCAGCUGGUGCGGCAGGUGGCAGCAGUGAAAGAGAGGAUGGCUGCUGUGGGAGCACAUGCGGAGGUGGCAGUCAUUCUCGGCAACCAUGACGCCUGGUUCCACAUGUUCAGGAAGGAGAGUGCGCAACUGGUAGACACAGUGGAUAAGCUCACUCAGCAGCUUGAAGCCCUAGGCAGGCUGCACGUGGGGUACGGGCGGGUGGACCUCCCCCAGUGGCGCCUGUCCAUCGUGGGAGCUCGCCCCUUCUCCUACGGCCCCUCCAGCUGGGCUAAGAGCUUCUACCGCGCCAGGUGUGGAGUGCGCACCAUAAAUGCCAGCACGUCAAAGAUCACAGAGAACAUCCUAGCAGCACCCGAGUCACACAGCAUUGUCGUCCUCGCACACAACGGGCCCGCAGGCCUGGGGUCGCACCCGUGGGACAUCUGUGGCAAGGACUUCCCCUCCAAGGGGCUGCCGCCAGGAGGAGACUUUGGGGAUGAAGAUCUAUCCAGGGCAAUCACAGCAUCGCUGGAGGGCGGGCGGCACAUCCCACUGGUGGUGUUUGGCCACAUGCACCGCGACCUCUUCCCAUUCAACUACCGCUCGCGCACCACACGGCAAGGGGAGGCUGUCUCCCAGCGUCGCAUGGCAGCAGUGCUGCUGCACCCCGCCUCGCAGCCUCUCCCCUCUUCUGCCUCCCUUCUAGCCGCUGCAACUCAGCCUGCUGCACGGCCUGCUGUCCCUGCACAAUCUGCGAUUUCUGUCUCUGCUGCGGGUAGCAUGCUUCUUGCUGCCCCCUCCACCACCCAUGCUAGCUCCAAUGCCGUCAGCCUUGCCACCACCUAUACCACCACCCACACCGUGUUUCUCAAUGCUGCAGUCGUGCCUCGGAUAGUCGCUCUUGACGAGGAGCAUUUCACCCGAACCUCUGGGCCAGGCUUGGCAGUCUACCCAGCUCUUGGUUCGGAACCGCUGGACGCAACCCCAGAGCUGUUGCUGCCGUACCUGAUAGGUUUGGAAGGGAGAGGAAGCAGUGGGCCAGGGGGUAUAAUUGGAGGUGUAUGCAGACGCAUGGAGGGGCUAGGAUUGGGUGAUGCUAGGGAUGAGAGGGGAGGGGGAGAGUCGCAGGUGGCAGCACAAGCAGGGUGUGUGGGAGAUGACACUUCAGCUGCUGAGAUGUCACAACGAGUGGUGGAUGCACUUGCAGUGGCUGGGAUGGGGGGUAGAGAUGGGGAGUUGUGUGGGGACGGAGAAGCGGAAGGAGUAGGAAAAGCAGGAGAAGCAGUGGUAUGGGAGGAUGAGGUGCGGUGGGAGGGGGAGGAUGGUGUUGCAGUGGAUGCGGGUGCAGCCCCGUCGCUACACCACUUUGUGCUGGCACACCUGGCGGUGCAGGGAGCUUCGGUGCAAGGGCAGGUGGGGGAGGGUCCAGUGGGGCAGGAAUUUGUGCCACCUGGAUUGGAUGGUUCGGUGGCGACAGCUGCUGGUGACGGUGAUGGGGAAGGGCAGUGUGUGGAUGGUGGGCCAGGCCGGUGGGUGUGUGUUGGGGCAGAGGACGUGUGGAUAAAGGUGGAUGAGCGGACAGAUGGUGGAGGGAGGAGGGGAGCGAUGGCAUGCUUGCACAGGAAAGACAAGAGGUGA
This is a messenger RNA of Closterium sp. Yama58-4, 1842 nucleotides long. Lineage: Eukaryota; Viridiplantae; Streptophyta; Zygnematophyceae; Desmidiales; Closteriaceae. The record is from the annotation of a GenBank genome assembly.